UGAGGCAAAAAUAAGCGUGUGUGGUUUAUAGCAUUUCAAAUGAAACAUGUUCCGAACUGAAUGAGGAAGCGAAAGCUUUUCAGGAAUUUCCCAAGCAGAUUGGUUUGGGCGGAGCACGUCAGCGAGGUCCAGAGUUUUUGAGAGAGAGAGAGGGGGCCUCAGACAUACCCACAGAUACAGCAGCAGCGUCUCUUACACUAUGAACAACCUUCGAGUGAAAGUGAACUGCGCAAGGCUCUUCGCUGCCGGCGGCUUGUUUUUCUUCUUUGUAACUUCGUGCACCAACUAUUGGCUGCAUGCUGUGACCUACCCGAGCCUGAACACCACUGAGCUGGAGCAGCUUCCCAAUUCAACUGGAACUAACCAGCAAUAUGUCAGAGGAAAAGGGUAUUCAGUUGGAUCGAAUGAAAACACUUUCACUGAGAAUUCAGCCAGAACAAAUCAACCACUUGCCCAUAAACAGCCUCUUAAAGGCCGAAGACGAUUCAAUAGAAACAGAAUCUUAGCUGUGAAACAGUCGAAUCUGAUUUAUUAUCAUGAAGGGUUCUUCUGGAAAUGCUGGUUUACUGACCAAUGGACAGAAGAUACAAUUUUGAAAUUUAUCUUCAUUAACCAACCACCUUCAAAGUGCUGUGUCCAUGCUUAUUCUUCCCCGUUUCCAAGCACCAAUGGGGAAACCUCCAUCGAAUUUAAAUCUGCAAUAGUUUAUCGUCAAUGGUGGAGUGCACUCAUGUUCUUGGCAGUGAUAGUUAUUACAAUUGGAUCUGUUGCCAUCAUUUUUAAAAUAUUUACGAACAAUCAUGAGAAGAAUAAAAUUGUGGGAGGCUUAAUGUUUCUGUCUGGUGGUCUUUACAUUGCGUCUAUUAUCAUGUAUGUCUGCUGGAUAUCAGCUGUAUAUCAAAUGGUGAACCAAGACGUUACGCUUCUAAAUGUUGAUGAGACGGUAGUGACAUACGGUUGGUCUUUCAUGGCAGCUCCUGUUGGAAUACUGCUGUCUUUGAUUUCAAGCUUGUUGUUCUGUAAUAUAUCUGGUAAUGCGAGCAAUAGAAAGGACAUAAUAUGAAUUAAAAUUUUGAUUGGUAAGUUCAAUUAAGUGCACAGGCAAUAACAAAAUCUGAGAUGUAUCAAUGUAUUUUAUCCUGUCAAGAUAUCAAAAUACUCUGCUUGUAUUCAAUAAUAAUUCUUGCUAUGUAGCUUUAGAAUUUUAUCUCAACAUCUUUCGUUUUGAAUGCUUUAGUAUGGUAAAAAUGAGAUGAAAUGGUUUAAAUAAAAAAUAAAUGUGAGAGUACCCAUGGAAGGGACUUUAGCUGUAGGAGAUAGUCUUUGGCAAAAACUUUGAUCAAGAGUUAGAGAGCCUGUAGAGUUUUAGGAUAGGAAGGCAAGUCAAGGCAAUAACAUUGCAAUUGUCAGUGACAGCCAUUAUUUUACACUAUACCUCGACUCAAAUCUUUCAUUCUAUUACAGCUGUUUACGUCACAAACUAUUUACAGUCAAUUCUGGUCCCAGAUCCAGAUUUAUGGUGGAGAGUCUGAUCACAGAAGAGAGAUGACCCCUGGAGCAGGACUAAUAGUGAUAGAAAGACAAGUAGAGGCGGUGGGUAACAUGACUAGACCACAUGAUAGAGCAAGAACUUCAGAACAAUUAUGAACCUUCUUAGAAAAGUAAAAGCUGUUAUGAGCAUGAAGCUUUGUUAGCUGCAGCCAAAUUAGAAUACCUUUUAAUGAGAAAAAACAAAGUGAUAUAGUAGGAUAGCUGAAAAGAAUUAGUCACCUUUCUCCUCCAUACCAGAUGGUGACAGCCAAACUUAUCAUAUCCGACAAGCCAUACAGGGAUAAAGUAAAACUCAUGGCUGGGUUUUGAAGAGUCUUACAGAUCAAGAUGUUAGAGUUAAUCCCCAUACAAGGAGAAGUGAUCUUCUUUUGGCCAGCCAUGGGAAUAUGGGUCAAUCAACACUGAGGUAACAUUUGUGCAGAAUAAAAAAGAAAUCAAAGAAUGGUUUUGGAAGCCACCUGAAGCAAACAAUAUGGAAGAGAAGCUUUGAAAAUAAACAAUUGUAUUUAUGAAUUGAAUUGAAAUAACUUUAUUGUCACAUACGGAAAUUGAAUGAUGCACCAAAGGUAAGGUGUUUCCCAGAGAGGUCUGUCUUGUUGAAAGUAGGCUGUCAUCAACUAAAAACUAUCACAAUGGAAAACCCUCCAACAAGUCGUGGGCGGCACAGUGGCCCAGGGGUUAGCACUGCUGCCGUACAGUGCCAGAGACCUGGGUUCAAUUCCCACCUCAGGCAACUGUCUGUGUAGAGUUUGCACAUUUUCCCCGUGUCUGCAUGGGUUUCCUCCAGUGCUCUGGUUUCCUCCCAUUGUCCAAAAAAUGUGCAGGUUAUGUGAAUUGCUAAAUUGCCCAUAGUGUUAGGUGAAGUGGUAAAUGUAGGAGAAUGGGUCUGGGUGGGUUGCUCUUAGGAGGGUCGGUCUCCACACUGUAACUAAUCUAAUCUAAUCAAGUUGAUGGGAAGGUUUUAUGAUAGUUAUGCAGUUUGUUCAAGACAUCAAAGAAGAAUUUAAGAUCUGAAGUCAGGCUUAUCAGAGAAUCUCUACAGUGUGGGAACAGGUCAUUUUGGCCAAACAAGUCCACACUAACUCUCUGAAGAGUAACACACACGUACACAUUCCCUAACCAAUGCACGUAACCUACACAUCCCUGAACAAGUUUUUAAGCACAUCCAAUUCACCUAACAUACACAUCUUUGCACUGUGGGAGGAAACCAGAACACCCAAAGGAAAUCCACGCAGACGUGGGAAGAACGUAUAAACUUUACCCAGACAACUGCCCAAGGCAGGAAUCGAACCUGGGUCCCUAGCACUAUGUGGUAGCAGUGUUAACCACUGAGCCACCAUGCCGCUUCAAGAGCCUUUAUAUAUACAGGUUAGAGUAUUAAUCAGAAUAGGUUAGGAAUAUCCUUGAAUCAACAAUAGUGUCUAGAAAGUGAUGCACAGCCCCUAAUAAAUGAUACUAAGUCAUUAAAGGAAGAAGACUUUGCAUCUAAUGAAGAAAGAAUUGCUAAGAAAUGUGAUUGGACAAUUAAAUUGGCUUUGUAUUUAGACAACCCAAUGCCAGUCAUGUUGAACUGAACUUAUCACUGUGAGAAAAUGAGCUGCAGUUGAGGAGCUCUUGAGCUUAUGCAAAACGUUAAAGAAAUUAAAUUUAGAGAAAUGCAUGUAUAGCUUUUGAACUUUAAAUGACACAUUGGGUAUUAAGCAAAUUACUGCAGAUGCUGGAAUCUGAAACCAAAAGAGAAAAUGCUGGAAAAUCUCAGCAGGUCUGGCAGCAUCUGU
This is a messenger RNA of Hemiscyllium ocellatum (epaulette shark), 3329 nucleotides long. Its product is annotated as transmembrane protein 182-like. The record is from RefSeq and is a predicted model, not a curated record. Gene Ontology annotation, cellular component: membrane. Bases 200 to 1063 code for a protein of 287 amino acids. The transcript has 6 exons. NCBI's taxonomy places the organism in Eukaryota, Metazoa, Chordata, Chondrichthyes, Orectolobiformes, Hemiscylliidae.